GAAUCAUUAGCCAAUACUUUAAAUCCAACUACCGUUUAUUCAUAUCUCCUUGCACGUCAAUCAAGAUUACAAUGCCAUAACGGACUAAGUCCUCGUAACAUUUUUAGGCGCCGUAUUGGGCAAUUUAGAGUGUAUGUGAUACUAUCAAAUCUACUCGUGACAGUAAAUUCACUUCCAAAUGACCAUGGACCACCAGUCUCUAGAGAUAUAGAUGUUGAUACAUUAUUAAAACAAACCCGAGAUCACGUGAGAUACAACUCUGAUCAUUGGCAAAGAAGUACAGACGUAAGGGAAG
Messenger RNA from Racocetra fulgida, 295 nucleotides. NCBI's taxonomy places the organism in Eukaryota, Fungi, Glomeromycota, Glomeromycetes, Diversisporales, Gigasporaceae. The record is from the annotation of a GenBank genome assembly.